AGAGGGGGGUGGAGGACACUGAGUGGAGGGAUUGGCAGAGGGGGGUGGAGGACACCGAGUGGAGGCCAGUGGAGGGAUUGCAGAGAGGGGGUGGACACUGAGUGGCAGUGGAGGGGUGGCAAGGACAAUGAGUGGAGGCCAGUGGAGGGAUUGGCAGAGAGGGAUGGAGGACACCGAGUGGAGGCCAGUGGAGGGAUUGGCAGAGAGGGGUGAAGGACACUGAGUGGAGGCCAGUGGAGGGAUUGGCAGAGGGGGGUGGAGGACAAUGAGUGGAGGCCAGUGGAGGGAUUGGCAGAGAGGGGUGGCAGAAAUGGAGCAGUUGGCCAGUGAGGAGGGAGUUGCAGAGGAGGGGGUGGUCGACUGUGUUG
Molecule: messenger RNA, 368 nt
Organism: Staurois parvus
Lineage: Eukaryota; Metazoa; Chordata; Amphibia; Anura; Ranidae
Source: the annotation of a GenBank genome assembly